CCAUGACGUCAUCACAAAGCGACAGGGAAGCACUGCGGUGCUCGUCCUUCACUACGCUCCGCUUACAGAACGUCAAACUAAAAGGCACAGUCAGUGUUUCUCAGAUGUUUCUUAGUUUAUGGAGUAACAUAAGCAAACAGAAGAAGUAGUUGGGAGAAAGACAUUAUUUCACAAAUUAUCAACGUUUAAUUCGGCGAGUGACAGAUGAGCCUUUGAGACUCUUCACGUCAGCUAACGUUAAGGUCAGUUUACCUUCUUCUUUGCGUAGUGAUCGCUGAGACCGAUUGAAAGACGGAAGAGUUCACCUGUAACACCUGGUCCCUAGUCACCUCGUCAGAGUAGCGAUGACCGCUCCGAACUCGACGGAAAGGAAGGCCUGCUGGGACGCGAGGGACCGUCUGUGGAAAUGUCUGGAUGACAAUGGUGACAAAGUUGCCUCCUGCCACAAGUUCCAGAGCGAGUUUGAGGCGGAUUGUCCCUCGCAGUGGGUGAAGUAUUUCACCAAGAGGAGAGACUUCCUAAAGUACAAAGACAGGAUGCAGGCAGAAGGAUUCAAACCUGCUGAAGAGACACAGCAACCUUCCUCCUAAUACCUGGACCGCAGGCCGAAAAAAUUUCAGCCUCAUUUGGCCGACAGGGUGGAGGCACGGGAGUCUCCUAACUCUUUUUUUUAAAUGGACAGAAUACCUGAACUGCGCCUGUGUCGUUAUGUGUUUGUAGAGAUAAAUGCUGAAUCCAGAUGUUUAAAAGAAAGAAAACCAAAGGGACAAUUGACAGAAAAGAUCCACGGUUAAAUGUAUCAGGUAAUUUGAAUUUACCCUCUAAACGACAUGUCCCAUUUAUUGAUGUGGAAUAAAAAUAAUAAUAAUAAUCAGUGUGGCCCUUACUCAUAUACAGAGGUGUAGUCUACCUCAUGAUCAAUUAAGUUUAAUAAUCCCCAAUUAAUACUAGUAAUGACCGUAUCCAGCAGUAGUCCGACUUGUGUUGCUUGUAAAUAAAUAAGACCCAUACAAUCAGGGUUUUAAGUUG
Gasterosteus aculeatus aculeatus (three-spined stickleback) is the source of this 1029-nucleotide messenger RNA. RefSeq names its product cytochrome c oxidase assembly factor 6 (gene coa6). NCBI's taxonomy places the organism in Eukaryota, Metazoa, Chordata, Actinopteri, Perciformes, Gasterosteidae. Gene Ontology annotation, cellular component: mitochondrion. The record is from RefSeq and is a predicted model, not a curated record. Gene Ontology annotation, biological process: respiratory chain complex IV assembly; mitochondrial ATP synthesis coupled electron transport.